Molecule: messenger RNA, 2308 nt
Organism: Exophiala oligosperma
Lineage: Eukaryota; Fungi; Ascomycota; Eurotiomycetes; Chaetothyriales; Herpotrichiellaceae
Exons: 5
Molecular function (GO): FAD binding
Source: RefSeq, a predicted model, not a curated record
AUGGGUCAAGCCGACGGGGUACAAUGUCGAACUGUCGAGGUUUUUGAAAGUUUCGGUAUUGCAGAGAAGCUUCUCCGGGAUGCAUACCAUGUGCUUGAGAUAGCAUUCUGGUCUCCGGACGGAAAGGGUGGGCUUCAUCGCAAAGGACGGACGGCUGAUACCCAACCUGGCCUCAGUCAUCAGCCACACCUCAUCCUCAACCAAGCGAGAAUUAACGGGUUUCUACUUGAAGCCAUGCGGAAAGCGCAUGGCCAAGAGGUAGACUAUGGAUACACUGUCAAGAGUGUAGAGGUGGAUUCAAGUUUAGCAAAGGAUCCUGAUUCAUAUUGCACCACGGUGGUGGCAGAGAAAGACGGCAAGGAAGAGGUUUUCAAAGCGAAAUAUGUCCUGGGAUGUGAUGGCGCCCACAGCAUGGUACGCAGAUCUCUCGGCUAUCAAAUGAUAGGCGAUACGACAGAUGCGGUCUGGGGGGUCAUGGACAUCUAUCCCCGAACCGAUUUUCCAGACAUCAGACGCAAGUCGACCGUCCAUUCAGACUCUGGCAUGAUUCUCGUCAUCCCAAGAGAAGGAGGGUCAUUGGUGCGCUUCUACAUUGAAUUCCCGGCCGGUACGAACGUCAAAGAAGUCACUCUCGAAGAUCUACACAGGAAAGCACAACAAGUCUUCCACCCGUUCUCGAUGGAAUUCCCAGAGACGUAUUGGUGGUCAUGCUACUGCAUAGGUCAGCGACUGGCGGACCACUUCACCAAGGACAAUCGGGUCUUUCUGACCGGUGACGCUUUCCACACACAUUCACCCAAGGCCGGUCAAGGGAUGAAUGUCAGUUUACAGGACGGAUACAAUAUCGGCUGGAAGCUGAGCAUGAUCUUGGAAGGCAAGGCCACCCCAGAGUUGCUGAAGACGUACAAUCUCGAACGCGGCAAAACGGCCGCCGACCUGAUUGAUUUCGAUAGGUGGUUCACCAAGCUGUUCGCCUUGAAGGAAGCCGGUCAGGAUAGCAAGAUGACACCGGAGCAAUUCCGACAAGCCUUUAUCAAAUCUGGCCGAUACACUGCAGGAUUGACUGCCAAAUACGAGGACUCCAGCAUCACGUCUGCUGCCGGAAGUCGGCAGAGCCUGGCCGAGAACAUAGUUGUCGGUAUGAGGUUCCCGAACGCGCAAGUCGUGAGAUUUUGCGAUGCAAAAGCGAUGCCAUUGGUUCAAGCGCUGAAGGCAGACGGUCGAUGGCGGGUGAUAUUCUUCGCCGGCAAGAUUGGGCAGGCUGACACUCUCGCGAGGUUGAGAAAGAUUGCCCAAUACCUUGAGUCCCCUACUGGUCCAGUCGAGAGAUAUACUUCUCCAUCAGCGGACAUCGACAGCCUCAUCGAGCCAAUCGUGGUCUUCAGCGGUGCGCGGGUCGAGUUGGAACAGGAGGAGAUUCCGGACUAUUUCUGGCCAAUCACUGGCAAAUGGAAUAUGAGAGAUCUACAUAAAACAUUUGUCGAUGACGAAAGCUAUAAUUCGGGCCAUGGCCACGCAUACGAAAGAUACGGCAUCGACCCAGAUUCCGGCGCCACUAUCAUCGUUCGACCUGACCAAUAUGUCUCCAAAGUCAUAUCUAUCGACGAUGUCGAAGGUAUAGGCCAGCUGUUUGACUCAUUUUGCGUCUCACAGUCCCACAACGGGGCCGUUCAUCCUCCUAGUCUUUAAAAUAAUCGAUAAUGAGUCAAACUCAACCACUCGCCUUCUAGACUUUAUUUCAGCCAUGACCCCACCACAAAAGACCUCCAACAGCCAACAUAUUCACAACAGUAUGCUGUCCAACCACCCAGGCCGCCGUAUAAAGAUACUUGGGCGAGAAGACGGUCCAAAUGAACAAAUGCUCUCUGAGCACCAAGCAAGCGACCAUGACGGCCAGAGUGUGCACACACGCAAAAGUCGCCGUGGUCGUCAUCAUCAUUCCCACACCUCCCUUGCGAAGUUGUGGUGCGCUAUAGAGCUGACACACCGCGAACGCCCACCAUACCGGCCCAGCCCAAUUACUCACGAACGUAAGCGCGCCUACAGCCACGACGUUGUAGCCGCUGACUCCAUUGUAGGCGUUUGACAAGUCGAUCGUGGCUAUGGAAUUGGUCCCACCAAACAUAAAGAAUGACGCGUACUGGGCGAGGAGUGCAAGGAUAGAUAUCUCGCUCACACUAUACUGUCGUCCACGUCUCAACAGGUAUACUUGUAAGCUAAAGAAGAGGUACAGCGGUAUAUAGACCGUACGUGACUGCGUCACGAGGAACAAUGAGAGCACAUCUUGAACCGCGUCAAGAAAUUCUCG